UCCUUGAACUUUGACCCUUAAAAAUAACCUUCAUCAGUGUACAUGCUGUACAUGUGUGAAAACAGGAGUCUCACACUGUCUGAAGGACCUGUAUAAUACCUCAAAAUGGCCAAAUAUCUUGCACAGAUCAUUGUGAUGGGCGCACAGGUGGUUGGACGUGCAUUUGCUCGUGCUUUACAGCAAGAAUUUGCAGCCAGUCAAGCAGCGGCGAAGGCCAGGAGCCGCGCAGGUCAGCAGUCUGCUGCAGCCUCAAGCAUCACUGGAAUGAGCCUGCAAGAGGCGCAGCAAAUCCUCAACGUCACCACACUCACACCUGAAGAGAUUCAAAAGAACUACGAGCACCUUUUUAAAGUCAACGACAAGGCAGUGGGCGGUUCAUUUUACCUCCAAUCAAAAGUGGUGCGGGCGAAAGAGCGUCUAGAGGAGGAACUGAGUAUUCAGACGCAACAACAAAAGCAGCAAUCACAGCAGAAUACAGAAACAUGAAUGAUGAAUACAUGCUCGUCCUGUCUUUCCUCUCCCCGUCCUCUGUAAAUUAUAGCCCAAAAAAGCCUUCUUCUUUUCUCUA
Molecule: messenger RNA, 568 nt
Organism: Plectropomus leopardus (leopard coralgrouper)
Lineage: Eukaryota; Metazoa; Chordata; Actinopteri; Perciformes; Serranidae
Gene: pam16
Product: presequence translocase associated motor 16
Biological process (GO): protein import into mitochondrial matrix
Cellular component (GO): TIM23 mitochondrial import inner membrane translocase complex
Source: RefSeq, a predicted model, not a curated record